AUGGGUUCCAGCGACAAGAAAAAGAGGGAGAAGAAGAAGGACUUCAAUAAAGCCAAGUUGAAGGUCGGCAAGGCCAAAGCCAAAGCAGCCAACUUUACCGACACGAGCUUCAAGUCCAAAUGUUGGUCAUCACUUAUCUCACUUCUCCUCAUCGAUACACUUGCUAACUACAUCCCAGCCAUCGUCGUAAACCAACACACCCUCGCCGCCCUCGACGGCGUUGACCUCGUUGGCCUCUUCAAGCAACACCUCAACCAAGCCAUCAACUCCAAAUCCGACAAGCUGCGCCAAGAAGCUCUCGUCCAACUAACCAAGGACCUCUCCUCCAAGCCCAUCUUCAACCCAGUCGGCGUGCCCAACCUGCUCACUAAGCUUUUGCCCUUAAUCACCGACUCCGUCGCCAACGUGCGCACCAACUUCCUCAAGCUCCUGCGCGCCCUCCCGCCCUCCGACGUCGCGCCCCAUGUCGAGAAAAUCCUCAUGUACAUCCGCGGCGGCAUGACGCAUCUCUCGACCGACAUCCGCUCCGACACUUUAUCCGUGCUCGAAUGGCUCAUCGAAGUCUGCCCAGAUGAGACCGUCUCCUGCCCCGGCGGGUGGCUCAAAACCCUCAACUCUUUUUCGUCGAUGCUAGGCUGGAACCCCAGCGUAGCCUCCACCCUGUCCGUCAAAGGCUGGACCAGUGCAACCAAGACCUCGCUCAACAAAGUCUCCAAGAAGAACGGCGAGGCUCAGGCAAAACAGAUCACCAUCCUCGCCAAGUUUCUAGAAGCCGGUUUCAGACCGGAGACUCCCCUGCCGUAUGACGAGCAGAGAUAUUGGGAUAGUAUCUACCGGAUGCCGACGAUCCCGAACCCAUUCGCGUAUCUGAAUCUGUGGGGCGCACAGAGGGAUGAGGAUGGCGAGAUGUACCCCGAUAGGAUCUCGAGGGUGCAGGUUUUUGAAAGGAAGUGGAGGGCGGCGAUCAAGACGGGCGUUAUGGGCGCGAAGCAGGAGGGGGGUGUGAUUGGGAGAGCGGCGUCAGUGUUGGAUAAGGUUUUGAGGACGAGCGCGGCGGCGGACGGGGAGGGGGUGAGGAAGAUGGUGGUGGAGGAGCAAGAGACGGUUGAGGAGGUUGAGGAGGUAGAGGCUUAA
Molecule: messenger RNA, 1134 nt
Organism: Sordaria macrospora k-hell
Lineage: Eukaryota; Fungi; Ascomycota; Sordariomycetes; Sordariales; Sordariaceae
Source: RefSeq, a predicted model, not a curated record